Messenger RNA from Tigriopus californicus, 2000 nucleotides. RefSeq lists its product as uncharacterized. The transcript is spliced from 2 exons. The coding region runs from base 913 to 1857 and encodes 314 amino acids. Lineage: Eukaryota; Metazoa; Arthropoda; Copepoda; Harpacticoida; Harpacticidae. The record is from RefSeq and is a predicted model, not a curated record.
AUCUUAACUCUUGAUCAGACUACAUGUCUUCCGUCUUAACCCACUCGAUACGAUCAUGCGAUGGCGCAGUCGGUUAGUACGAAUCUAUGAUGUACUUUCCGUCUACGGCUCAUCACUGAUCCCCUGUUCACCGUAUACUUUUGUGUGAGAAUUUGUGUGAGAACCACCUGUGUGAGAACCACCUGUGUGAGAAUUACCUCCUUCAACUCCAAUCCAUCACAAUUUUGUGGUGUUGAUCUUGGACCGUCAAUUUCCCGGGGUGACAAUUCAUCGUCAAAUCCGCCUAUCCUCUGAGUCUUUCUCCGUCAUGUCUGACCGAGAAGCUAUUGUGGUUUUGAAAGCCUUCAAAAGGGCUUCAAGGCCUCUCUUACUCAAGCGAGGAACGUGGCCGAAUCCGCUUUUAGCGACUAUGUCAAGGGUGAGCAUCCAGCAUUGUUGGAAAGAUUUGUCGACCAUUGGGACGAACGACUACAAAAAUAUCUGAAUGCAGAGGAUCAGAUCAUCUGCCAUCUUGGUCUGAUACGCGAGAUGCAGAUCCGGCCGUGGAGGAAAAUCUUCAGGCUUUCUUCAAAGCCAAAUCAAAGUUGAUUGGGUUCCGGAAAGAUGUGGAGGCUUCCAUCCUCCGAGCUGAGGUUAAUGAUCGUCGAUAUUGUAUCUCCCACAACAGCAUCCAGGCAGAUCCGGAGAAGAUGGCCGCGAUUUCAAGGUUUCCUCCUCCUGAGGACUGUUGGGAUUUGAGAUCGUUUCUUGGGCUCGUGAACCAAUUAGGCCAGUUCUCAAAUGAGAUUGCGAAGACCGCGGAACCAUUGAGAGGUCUGUUGAAAAUGAAAAAUGUUUUUAUAUGGCUCCCCGAGCACCUGAGGGCAUUUGAACACGUCAAAUCCGUUCUUACCUCUCCCCCCCGUUUUGGGAAUGUUCAAGCUGGGAGCCAAGACCGUCCUUCAAACGGAUGCAUCCAAGUUAAAGGGCCUUGGGUUCGCACUCAUGCAAUUACACGAGGGUGAGUGGAAACUCAUUCAAUGUGGAUCUCAGUUUUUGAAGGAUGCCGAGAGUAGAUAUGCCAUCCUUGAGCUUGAAGCUUUGGCUAUCGAUUGGGCGAUAAAGAAGUGUCGAAUUUAUUUGGCAGGUUUGGAGAAUUUCGUCGUUGUUACGGAUCACAAACCAUUGAGAAAUAUUUUCAAUGAUCAAAUGCUCAAUGCCAUUGAAAAUCCUCGAAUUCUCACUUAUCGCUCCCGUCUCUCCUUUUUCAAAUUUUCGGUGGAAUGGAAGUGUGGUAAGGAACAUUACAUUCCGGAUGCCUUAUCUCGAGCGCCCGUUGGCAAUCCAAUGGAUGAGGACGACGAUCCCGACAACCAUGGUGGCUUCAAUCUCCAAAUGGCCAUGGUCAAAGCGGGAGAAACCAAUCUAAAUUUAGAUAAUCUAUCUGCUUACGCCGGAUCCUCACCUGAAUAUGGAGCAUUGCGAUCCUCGGUGGAGAAGAACACCGUGAUUAAGAUUUCCUUGGACCAAGCCAAUGCCCGGCGUCUCCAUGAUGAUUCGAUUUGGAAGUCUUACUUCGACCGAACCAGUCGUGCUCGGAAGAAGAUUCCACUGGGCCAAAGUGUAAUGGUUCAAAAUCCGGCCACGCGGCGAUGGGAUCGGCAUGGUCUAGUUGUUGACAACAAAUCGCCGAGACGUUACGUCAUUCGUCGACCCUCUGGUCGGAUAUUGGAGAGGAAUUUAAGAUUCUUGCGUCAAGCUCCUUCCAGUUUCUCCAAUCAAGAGGAUCUCGCCCCUGAUGAUUCUGACCCCAAUGACGAUGCUAUACCCAGACGAUCAAUGCGCCAAAGACGUCAAACUAUACCAUUUCGAGCAUAAUUUAUAUUUUAUAGUUCAGAACUGCUUUGGUUUCUUCUCUUUUAAAAAGGGGAGUUGUGGUGAAUAAUUAUACGUGACCUACUUUCUCGUUGUUUGAUUUAUGUGCCAACGCAAACCAGAAAUACACUUUGAUUUUAACUCUU